This is a messenger RNA of Leishmania mexicana MHOM/GT/2001/U1103, 2805 nucleotides long. RefSeq lists its product as hypothetical. The transcript has a single exon. The coding region runs from base 1 to 2805 and encodes 934 amino acids. Gene Ontology annotation, biological process: mRNA catabolic process; regulatory ncRNA-mediated gene silencing. Gene Ontology annotation, molecular function: RNA binding; nuclease activity. Lineage: Eukaryota; Euglenozoa; Kinetoplastea; Trypanosomatida; Trypanosomatidae. The record is from RefSeq and is a predicted model, not a curated record. Gene Ontology annotation, cellular component: nucleus; RISC complex; cytosol.
AUGUCCUACGUCGUGUACGCGGUGGAGAGUGCGGAUCGCAUGAUCCUGAUGGGUCCGAUGGUGGCGGACCAGCCAACCUUCAAGACCGUCAUGCUUAGCUACAUUCAGGCGCCGAAGCUAGCACGCCGCACGGCCUCUGGUGACUUCACGCCGGAGGAGCCGUACGCCUACGAGGCGGCCGAGCUUAUCCGCUCCACUUUCAUUGGCAAGCAGGUGCGGUUCGUCGAGGACUACUACAUAGAGGCAUUGCAGCGAAGCGCCGGUCGUAUCAUGGGCUCUAACCACCAGGAAGCAACGGGCAUGUUGCUCAAGGAAGGCUUGGCCACGCUGCCCGACCGUAUGCCGCCGCGUAUAGAGAAGGAACUGUACGAGAUCUAUUCGCAGAUGUCCGCUUCAGCGCGUGCGGCCCGCAAAGGUCUUUUUAGCGGCGAUGGUGCGAAGCACGUGCGCCACAUGAGAUCGUACGCUCCCGAGGAGCUCGCGGAGAAAAUCGAGGGCAUCAAAGGCCAGCAGCUUUUGUCUCGCGUCGAGAAAGUGGUGUCGUCGACGCUGCUCAUCAUCUCCGUCAAGGAGCUGGGCGACACGCAGUUCACCGCCCAUCUGACCGGUGUCACCGCGAAGGAUAACGGCGACGAGUCCAUCAACGCCGAAGCCAAGUUCUUCGUUGAGCGUCUGCUGCAGAACCGCAAUGUGAAUGUGCGGUACGACGGCCUCGACGGGUUCAACAACGUUAUGAUUUCCAUCAUGUCCUCCAAGGGCUCUUUCCAGGAAGAGCUCCUGUCCAAGGGCUAUGCCAAGGUUCAGAACGUGACGUUGCCGCUGUCCACCCGCAUCGACGAGCUUUUCUCUGCCGAGGCUUCCGCCAAGAAGAAGCGCGUCGGAUGCUGGAAAAACUACGUGGAGCCAGUUGUGGUCGCUCCGACCGAAGCUGCGGAGGGCGACAACGGUGUCUCUACCCCUGCUGCUGACGGUGAGGAGACCCCGGCAGACGUCAAGGCCCCUGCGGCACCCAAAGUGGCCGGUCUUCCGACCACGCUGCCGGACGGCACCCCCGGCCCCGUAUACACGGGGCCGAUCGAGUUUGUUGGGACGCUGGUGCAGGUGGUGCACGGCGACACUGUCGUUGUCCGCGACGACGCCUCCGGUCACCUCCUCCGUGUCUCUCUGGCUGGCGUGCGCAGCAGCAAAAACAUUGACCGCGACCAGGACGGGAACUCGCCCGAGACGCGCGUUACGUACCGCGACUACUCGUGGGAGGCCAAGGAAUUCCUGCGAAGCCGGUACAUUGGAGCCAAGGUGGUGGUGUUCGUCGAGUACGCGCGUGUGAUGCCGGGGACGAAGGAGAUCCGCCCCGCUGCAACGGUGGAGAUGAAGCACACGGGUAUCAAUAUUGGUGUGGCGCUGCUGGAGGCCGGCUACGCAACCUUCUUCCUUGGUCGCAACGACAAGAACUCCAAGGCGAGCGAGCUGGCCGCCGCCGAGGAGGGCGCGAAGGAGGAGAAGAAAGGCAUCCACCGCGACACCCCUGCGCCGCCGAUGAAGGUAGUUGAGCUGAACCAUCUCGGCGAGACGCGCAGCCGCUACUACCUCAGCUUCCUCCAGCGCGGUAUGCAGGGCAACAGGCCGCCGCCGCUUAAGGGCGUGGUGGAUCUCGUACUCGGCCCCAGCUCGCUGCGUGUGUACAUUCCGAAGGAGAACUUUCAGAUCCCGGUCAAGGUCGCCGGCAUUGUGACGCCGUCCGCCGCUUUAAACCCGAACGAGAAGGCUGAUCCGUUUGCGCAGGAGGCGAAGGACGUCGCGAUUGACCUCGUGCAGCAGCGCAAUGUCACCGUCCAGGUCUUCACCUCCGACCGUGCAGGCAACUUUAUCUCGUCUGUCACCCUGGAGGAUGGCACAAACAUCUCCGUCUCGCUGGUCGCCGAGGGCUUCGCGACGGUGGCGAACGCGGACCGCUUGCCUUUUGCGCAGCAGCUCGUAGAAGCGGAGGGCGCCGCGCGUGAGGCGAAGAAGCACAUUUGGUCCGCCACGGGCGCCAUCCCGAAGCGUGCGGUGAAGAUGGAGCAGGAGCGCGCCGCCUCCAACCCGAAGGCGCUGGCCCGCGUUGUCGACGAGACGUCCAAGUUCGCACCGUACAUGAUCACCGAGAUCGCCGAAGACGGGCUGUCGGUGUACUUGCAGAACUUCGACGCGGAGCAGGACAGCAAGAAGGGCCACAUCCAGGAUCUCAUCAACCGCACUGUCGCCAGCGCUGGACACACCCCCAAGAAGGGCGAAAACGUUAUCUCCCAGUACAGCGGUGACAAGACGUGGUGUCGUGCCACAGUGCUCAAAGCCCCACGCGACGACAAGGCGGAGGUGAAGUUCAUUGACUUUGGCAACACCGAAACCGUGCCCGUGAAGAACAUCCGCGCCGUGCCGCGGGGCCCCGAGUACGCGUUGGUGCGCGACACGCCGGCGUUUGCGAAGCUGGCCCACCUUGCCUACCUCAAGCCCGGUGAUCCGAAUGAAAUGUUCGCUGGUGCCACCUACGCGGCCGUGGAGGAGUACUCUGACGGUGAGGUUCUGGCGAAGGGCGUGUAUCGCGACGGCCUUGGCAACGUGUAUUACACCGUUACGACCAACGAGAAUGUGCCCUCGCUGAGUGAGACGCUGCUGCAGCGUGGCUUGGCCCUGCUGGACCGCCGGACCUCUGCGGUGGACCCUACGGAUUAUCACCGCCACGAAGCUGCACAGGAGAUCGCACGUAAAGGGCACAAGAACCUUUGGCAGUACGGCGAUAUUGAUGAGGGGGACGCCGACUACUAG